GGACAGGUCCGUCGGCUCCGGAAGCCACUGUCCUCAUUCUCAGGUGUCCUUGGCGUUCGAUUCCACACACUCGUUAUAAACCAAGACCUACCCAUCAUCGUCUCCAGACUCAUACGGACGGACACAAGACACAAUACACACAGAAGCAGACGCUGCCGCCGGACCAUGGCACCCUCUUUCUUUUCUGCCGCCCUCAUCUCGGCCGCCCUUCUCUCUACAGCCGCCGCCACUAAUACCCAGCCAUACCAAUUGGUAGACACCUACGACUCUUCCAACUUCAUCGACAAGUUCGGCUUCUUUACGAGUGACCACUCGUCCCCCGACUACAAUGAUGUCGAUCCGACAAGUGGCUACGUCAGCUACAAGGGUCUUGCCGAAGCUCAGGAGCUCGGUCUUACCAAGACUGUCGGAGAAGACUUCUACCUUGGUGUCGACUCGAGAUCCGUCCUCGACCCGCAGGGUAUCGGUCGUGCCAGUGUCCGCCUCGAGAGUAAAUCCACCUACAAGACGGGUCUCUUCGUAGGCGACUUCACUCACUUCCCGAAGCCCGCCUGUGGGACUUGGCCCGCCUUCUGGACCUUCGGCAAGCCUUGGCCCACGGGCGGCGAGAUCGACAUCUACGAGGCUUGGAACCUGGACUCGGCCAACCGCUUCGUUAUGCACACCGAUUCCAGCAUCGGCGAAUGCACCAUCAGCUCCGACGGGAUGACUUCCAAUAUGCAGACUCCCAACUGUUCGCCCACUGCUCCCGGCCAGACCCCUGGUACUGGUUGCGCCGCCUUGGACUCCGAGCCGCCCUAUGCCUCCAAGAAGGGCGGCGUCUACGCCAUGGAGUGGACAGACUCUCAUGUCAAGAUUUGGGCUUUCACCCACGACAACACCCCCUCCGACCUUCUCGAAGGCAGGCCCGACCCCACCACCUGGGGCACGCCACGCUUCUCUACCGGUGACUGCGAGGUCAGCAGCCUGUUCGACGACGCUCGGGUCAUGAUGAAUAUCAACUUCUGCGGAGUUGCCGGUCAUGAGGGGCACUGGGACGAAUGCGAAGCCGAGACGGGGGAGUCUUCCUGCCACGCCUUCGUCGCCCAGAAUCCGACGGCCUUCAAGAAGAGCUACUUCCAGGUCCGCUCUAUCAAGAUUUAUCAGCUCACUGAGGGCAGUGAUGAGCCCCAGCCCGAGCCGAUUGAACCAUCCUCCGUCCCUCCACUUCCCGUGCCUUCGGGGGAACCGGAAGAGCCGGUGCCGGAGCCUGUUGACUCCCUGUCCAUUUCUUCCGAGUUUCCUCUUCCCACAGAAGUGCCCGAGGAGCCCGAGGAGCCCGAGGAACCCGAAAAUCCUGUCGAAGAGACGACCUCUCUCGUCAGUUUCGAGCCCGCUCCCUCCGAGACCGACGAUUUCCCCAUCUCGAGUAGCAUCGAGGGCGGUGUCCCCCCCGCCCCGACCCCGCCUCCUAGCAGCGGCGCCGAGGGCGAGUCCCCCAUCGUCACAAGUGAGCGCUUGACGACCUUGACCAUUUCAGAGACCAUCACGAGCACCAUCACUUCUUGCCCGCCAGACGUCGGAGAUGUGUGUCCUGGCAGCGGUGUGACCAGGACGACUGUCGUUGUCGUCGAGACGACCACCGUCUGUCCCGUCACCGACGUGCCGACCACCAUCACUAUCUCCAAGACGGUCAUCGACACCAUCACGUCGUGCGCCCCCGAGGUGCCCGAUUGUGCUAUCGGUGAACCCACGACCACCGUUGAGACUGAGAUUAUCGAGACAACCACGGAGAUUCCGGUCACCGAGACCCCCAGGCCUUCUCCCGGAGGGCCAGAACAGCCUGAGCUGCCCGAAGAGCCUGAACAACCAGAAACCCCUCCAGAAACCCCCGAGGAGCCCGAGCAACCUUGUCAACCAGGUCAACCCGAUUCACCCUGCCAACCCGAACAGCCCGAGACCCCGGAAGAGCCUGAACAGCCUGGCACGCCCUGUCAACCUGGCCAAUCUGAUCAGCCCUCCCGAACAGCCCGAGCCGGAACAACCUGGCACGCCCUGUCAACCUGGCCAACCUGACCAGCCCUGUCAACCCGGCCAGCCGGAGGAAUCCGAACAACCCGGUGGGCCUGGUCAGCCUGAGCCUGAGGAGCCUGAGCCCGAACAGCCCGAGCCCGAACAGCCCGAGCCCGAACAGCCCGAGCCCGAACAACCUGGCACGCCCUGUCAACCUGGCCAACCUGACCAGCCCUGUCAACCCGGAGAGCCUGAACAACCAGAGACGCCUGUGCCUGGUGAACCUGAGCCCGAAGAGCCCGGUCAACCCUGCCAACCUGGUCAGCCUGGCGAACCUUGUCAACCCGAAGAAUCUGAACAGCCAGAGACUCCCGAACAGCCCGAACAGCCUGGUCCACCCUGUCAACCAGGUCAACCUGACCAGCCCUGUCAACCUGAAGAGCCUGAACAACCCGAGACUCCUGAGCAGCCCGAGCAGCCUGAGACUCCUGAAGAGCCCGAGACUCCUGAGCAGCCCGAGACUCCCGAGACUCCCGAAGAGCCCGAGACUCCCGAG
Messenger RNA from Sodiomyces alkalinus F11, 2548 nucleotides. RefSeq lists its product as hypothetical. The transcript is spliced from 4 exons. NCBI's taxonomy places the organism in Eukaryota, Fungi, Ascomycota, Sordariomycetes, Glomerellales, Plectosphaerellaceae. Gene Ontology annotation, molecular function: hydrolase activity, hydrolyzing O-glycosyl compounds. Gene Ontology annotation, biological process: glucan catabolic process. The record is from RefSeq and is a predicted model, not a curated record. The coding region runs from base 166 to 2055 and encodes 629 amino acids.